AUGCGAUUAUCCGCCAGACAUGAUUACUGCAUAAAUCGUUUUGCUGUAAUACCAUCUGCACAACAACCCAAAAUUCGCGUCACUGCACUCGCCAUGUCUUCUUCUGCUAAACAAGAUAAGCAAGAUUCAUCUAUUAAAAGGGUAGCUGUGAUUGGAGCUGGUGUUAGUGGGCUCUCUGCAGCAUAUAAGCUAAAGUUGAAUGGAUUAGAUGUCACUGUAUUUGAAGCUGAUGGGAGAACUGGAGGAAAGUUGAGAAGCAUUUUACAUGAUGGUUUAAUAUGGGACGAGGGGGCAAACACUAUGACUGAAAGCGAGGCAGCUGUUGGACUUUUACUUGAUAAUCUUGGACUUCGGCGCAAACAACAGUUUCCACUUUCACAGCAGAAACGUUAUAUAGCCAAAAACGGGGUGCCAGUUCUUCUACCAUCAAAUCCGAUUGCACUUGUCACAAGUAAUUUGCUUUCUGCAUGGUCAAAGCUUCAAAUUUUAUCGGAACCAUUUUCUUGGAAGAAUACUGAUGCGCCGAAGCAACCUGACACAAAGGAAAGUGUUGGUGCUUUCUUUCAACGUCAUUUUGGAAAAGAGGUUGUUGACUAUCUUAUUGAUCCUUUUGUGGCUGGAACUAAUGGCGGAGAUCCUGAAUCUCUUUCUAUGCGCCAUGUGUUUCCAGAGUUGUGGAAUCUUGAAAAAAGGUUUGGCUCAAUCAUAGCUGGUGCUAUUCAGUCUAAGUUUUCUGACAGGAAAGGAACAAGUGGUGGCUCUUCGCCAAAGAAGAAACAUAAGCGUGGUUCAUUUUCUUUUGUAGGCGGGAUGCAGACACUCACUGAUGCACUGUCCAAUGAACUUGGUAAGGAUGAACUUACAGUUCGUUCUAGGGUGCUGGAGUUAUCUUGUUGUGACAGCAAGAAUUCUCCAUUAAAUAAGUGGUCAGUUUGUUAUGAAUUGGAUGGCAUAAAACGUACCUGCGAGAAGUCCUUUGAUGCUCUAAUAGUUACAGCCCCCCUUUCUAAUGUUAAAGAAAUGAAGAUUACAAGACGAGAAAGCCCAUUUCUCUUGGACUUCAUUCCGGAGGUUAGUUACUUACCCAUGUCUGUUGUCGUCACCACAUUUAAGCGUGAGAACGUGAAGCGACCGCUUGAAGGUUUCGGAGUUCUUGUACCUUCAAAAGAGCAACAAAAUGGUCUGAAGACUUUGGGCACGCUAUUCUCUUCAAUGAUGUUCCCAGAUCGUGCACCUGCUGAUCUUUAUCUCUACACCACAUUUGUUGGUGGAAGUAGAAAUCAAGAACUUGCCAAAGCUUCGAGGGAUGAAUUGAAGCAAAUAGUGACUUCUGAUCUCAGACAGCUAUUGGGUGCAGAAGGAGAACCUACCUUUAUGAAUCACUUCUAUUGGAGUAAAGCAUUUCCAUUGUAUGGUCAUAACUAUGACUCUGUCAUUCAAGCUAUUGACAAGAUGGAAAGAGGCCUUCCAGGGUUUUUCUAUGCUGGCAACCACAAGGGAGGAUUGUCUGUUGGCAAAGCAAUAACAAGUGGGUGCCAAGCAGCAGAUCUUGUGAUGUCAUAUCUGAACUCCACUUCUGAUGCUAAGGGGAACUUCUCAUGA
This is a messenger RNA of Striga hermonthica, 1602 nucleotides long. Lineage: Eukaryota; Viridiplantae; Streptophyta; Magnoliopsida; Lamiales; Orobanchaceae. The record is from the annotation of a GenBank genome assembly.